This is a messenger RNA of Lactuca virosa, 853 nucleotides long. Lineage: Eukaryota; Viridiplantae; Streptophyta; Magnoliopsida; Asterales; Asteraceae. The record is from the annotation of a GenBank genome assembly.
AUGUCGCCUUCUUUCAACCAAAACUCCAUUGCACCAAAAACUUCAACAGAUUUUACAUUUUGCAACAUCCCGAAAACAAAUAAUUAUGAGAACAAAAUCCCUUUUGGCUUUUCAGCACCCCUUUAUUCCAAAAACGUUUUUUCUGAUUCCAUAUAUCAACCAUAUUCCACAACUGUGAUGACAGAAGGAAGAAAAGAACUCAUGGAACUGAUGCCAGAAUCAUUUCACGAGUUGUCCCUAAAAGAUAUAGUGAUGAAAGAUUCAGAUCAAUCAAAAAAAUUGGAAACAAUGGAAGAGAUAAUUGAUCACACGAAGCUUGAUCUAAAGAGAAAGAAGAAAGGCACGAAAAAUCGUCCAAUUUCAAGGAGUGUGAGUCUUGAUACCGGAGUUUACAUUCUUAAGAUGUUUGUCCCGAGUUCAUUGGGCUCCAAGAAACACAACGUAUCUCGAAGUAAAUCCAUGGAUGGUUUAAUGAAGCAUUCUGUUGAUGUUGAAAAACGUAGAACUAGGCUUUUUGUUGGAAGCACCAAGAUUAGCAGCGGAUUAUGCAACAAUAAUAGCUCUUGUACCACAGCCAAUCAAAACCGGUAUGGUGAUGGGAUGUUGAAGUCUAGUAAUGGAUGCUUGUUCAGAAGUAAACCAACAAAUCAAAGGGGUUGCAUCUUCUUUUGAUUCAAGAGGCAAAAUUAGGAAUCCAUGUUCUAAAACUUGUGAUUAAUGGGAGAAUAUCCGUUUUUUUUUUUCUUAUUUUUUUAUAUCUUUAUUUAGGAGCUUAGUUAGAAGAAUUUAAUGUCAAUUUUAAAAAUCAGAAAUUUGGCAAUACUAGCCAAAUUUAAUUUCAUCUAUAUACAGA